This is a messenger RNA of Strigops habroptila (Kakapo), 3237 nucleotides long. RefSeq names its product N-acetyltransferase family 8 member 3-like. NCBI's taxonomy places the organism in Eukaryota, Metazoa, Chordata, Aves, Psittaciformes, Psittacidae. The coding region runs from base 1710 to 2396 and encodes 228 amino acids. Gene Ontology annotation, molecular function: N-acetyltransferase activity. The record is from RefSeq and is a predicted model, not a curated record. The transcript is spliced from 2 exons.
CGCCUGCGCUCGCUGCAUCUUCGGAGCCAUCGUCACCGGGUAAGAGCCGAGCCUCGGGGGGGGGACACGACACACGCAGCGCUCCCCCAGGCUCAGCGAGACCCCCCCACGGGCUGCGGAAGGAUGGGAUGAAUGGAGCUGGGGCAGGAGAAUGGGGGGGUGCGGGAGGAUGAGCCUCCCCCCUUGUUGUGAUGGGGGGGUCGGGGUUAAAGGGGGGCCCCCAGUUUAAACAAAGGGGGUGCAAAGCUGAGGGGGCUGGUUUGGGAAGUGGAAGGGAUGGGGGGGCAAUGGGGGGUUUCGGGGAGGGGCAGUGCUAUGGUUCCCAUUAACCCUCCCAUAACGGGGUCAGUGUGGACCCACGGGGUGUUUUUGGCAUCUUUGGACCCUAUUUCCUGAGGGGACACCCCCUUUUCCCCCAGAAAACAGGGGAAUAAGCCCAUAGCAUGUCCCAGGCACCCCCCGGGGGGGUCCGUGCCUGUCCCUCUCCCAUUUCCCUUUGCCCUUCCCCUGCCACAGCACUGUGGGGUGAAGGAUGGGCACCCACAAAGGUCCUGUGCUCAGUGUUGGGGUCCUGGGGGUGCUCGAAGGGUUGAUGGGGGGAACACCCCCAAAUCCCCCUGCUCUUCCCUUUGACCCCCCCGGUCCCUGCUCCCCCUUCCUCGAGGUCCCAUCCUGAAUGCAUUCCCUGCAGCCUGGGGCGGGUGGGAUGGAUCCCGGAGGAUCCAUCAAGGGGAGAUGGGACCCUCCAUGUCCAGCCCCUUUAACUCCUCCCUCCCCAGGGACUCCCAAUGGGGCCGGAGCCCCCGGCACGGCUGCUCCAGCCCUGGGGAUGCAGGGAAACGGGGAUGAGAUGGGAGAUGGUUGGAGGGGUUGGUGGGAUCCCAAAGAGGGGCUUGGGAGGAGGAGUGGGGCAGGGACCCCGCGGUGGGGGGCUGGAUGCAAGGCUGGUGAUGGAGAUCUUAAGGGAGAGGAGGGUGUUGGGGGUGCUGGGUGAGGAGAAGCUCCCCAUGACCCGGCUUCAGUGGGCGCUUGAGCCCAGAACCCCCCCGUGUGCUGGGCUGCACCCCCAGAGCGUGAGCAGCAGCUCAGGGAGGGGAUCCCGCCCCUCUGCUGCGCUCUGGGGAGCCCCCCCUGCAGCCCUGAUCCAGCUCUGGGGCAGCAGCACAAGAGGGACGUGGAGCUGCUGGAGCGAGGCCAGAGGAGGCCCCGGAGCUGCUGUGAGGGCUGGAGCAGCUCUGCUCUGGAGCCAGGCUGAGAGAGCUGGGCUGGGGCAGCCUGGAGAAGAGAAGGCUCCUGAAGGGGACACCUUAGAGCAGCUCCAGUGCCUAAAGGGGCUCCAGGAAACCUGGAGAGGGGCUUUGGACAAGGGAUGGAGGGACAGGCCAAGGGGAAUGGCUUUAACUUGCCAGAGGGGAGAUUGAGAUGAGCUCUGAGGCAGAAGCUCUUCCCUGUGAGGGUGCUGAGGCGCUGGCACAGGGUGCCCAGAGAAGCUGUGGCUGCCCCAUCCCUGGCAGUGUUCAAGGCCAGGUUGGACACAGGGGCUUGGAGCAACCUGCUCUAGUGGAAGGUGUCCCUGCGCGUGGCAGGGGCUGGAGCUGGAGGAGCUUUAAGGUCCCUUCAACCCAAACCACUCCAUGACUCCACGGCUCUGUAAGAGGGCAACUACGCUGGUGAGGUGAUGUUGAGCACCCGCAGGAGCCAACGUUCCCAUGGCAUCCUACCGCAUCCGGCAGUACCAGGACAAGGACUUUGACGCCGUGCGGACGCUGUUUGCCCGCGGCAUGCUGGAGCACAUGCCGGCCGGUUACCGGCACGUCCUGCGCUCGGCCCGGGUGCAGCUCGAGCUGCUCGUCCUCUUCGUGCUGGUGCGUGUGGCGGGCGGCUACUGGCUGCUGGGGCUGGGCGCCGUGGCGCUGGCGCUUGUGGCCAUCUGGCUCGUGGUGCACUCCUACUCCACGUCCUACGUGCAGCAGGCGCUCAGCACCGACCUGGCCGACGUGCACGGCACCUACCUGCGCUCCCCGCACUCCUGCUUCUGGGUGGCGGAGGUCGGCGGCGCCGUGGUGGGCAUGGUGGCGGUGGAGCCGCCCGAGGACCCGGCCGAGAGGGAAGUGGCGCUGGAGCUGAAGCGGAUGUCGGUCAGCAAAGAGCACCGGGGCUGGGGCAUCUCCGGGGCGCUGUGCGGAGAGGUGCUGCGCUUCACCCGCGCCCGCGGCUUCGGCGCCGUCGUCCUCUCCACCUCCAUGGUGCAGGUGGCGGCGCAGCGGCUCUAUGAGAGCCAGGGCUUCCGGAAGGUGGGCGCCACCAGCCCUGGGCUGCUCGCCUCCCUCCUCUGCUUCCAGAUCUUCCGCUACCGCUGCGACCUGCCCGGCCGCGCCGCGGCCCCGCCGCACUAGGGCACGGCACCAGAACCCGCGUGAGGCCGUGCCACGGCACCGCAGCCCCAUGGGAGGGGAUGCCACGGCACCUCGGGUGCUGGGCCUGGCAUGCGAGGCACCGCUGCAGCUUCCCUGGCACCGCUGCAGCUUCCCUCAUCACUGCAGCAUCCGCGACCACCGCAGCAUCCCCAGCAUGCACAGCACCACUGCAGCAUCCCUGGCACCACCGCAGCAUCCCCAGCAUGUAAAGCUCCACUGCAACCUCCCUGGCACCCUAAGCACCACUGCAGCAUGCCCAGCGCACGAGGCUCCAUCUCAGCAUCCCCUAAUGCACCAGUGCAGCACACCCGGCAUGCUGGGCUCCACUGCAGCAUCCCAUGCACGCUAGGAAACACUGCCACGUUCCCCAUCACUGCAGCACCCCCAGCACCCACAGCACCAUUGCUGCACCCCUGACCUCAGCACAGCACCCCUGGCACAUGAGGCACCACUGCAGCAUCCCCGGCAUACAUGUCACCCCUGCAGCAUCCCUGACCCCCCUGCAGCAUCCCUGACCCCCCCGCAGCACCCCUGGCACAUGAGGCACCACUGCAGCAUCCCUGGCAUACAUGUUACCACCGCAGCAUCCCUGACCCCACCACAGCAUCCCUGACAUACAUGUCACCACCGCAGCAUCCCUGACCCCCCCGCAGCACCCCUGGCACAUGAGGCACCACCGCAGCACCCCUGUCACGCGAGGCUCAGCCAUGGCACCCACCCGGGGUCGGUGCUGGGGCUGGGGCCGCCCCUGGCCGGGCUGUUGGGGCCGUUCCUUGUUUGCCAGUGGCGAGAAAUAAAGAGAGAUGGACCCCAUGGGAAA